This is a messenger RNA of Scedosporium apiospermum, 1359 nucleotides long. RefSeq lists its product as uncharacterized. Gene Ontology annotation, biological process: regulation of transcription by RNA polymerase II. NCBI's taxonomy places the organism in Eukaryota, Fungi, Ascomycota, Sordariomycetes, Microascales, Microascaceae. Gene Ontology annotation, molecular function: DNA-binding transcription factor activity, RNA polymerase II-specific; RNA polymerase II cis-regulatory region sequence-specific DNA binding. The transcript has 2 exons. The coding region runs from base 1 to 1359 and encodes 452 amino acids. The record is from RefSeq and is a predicted model, not a curated record.
AUGGCGUUGACGGCUCAGCCUCCUGGUCCCCCGACCUGGGACCGCUGGCAUCAACCACAUGGCAAUCCAGACUAUGUUAUGAUGGACGCGAGCAUGAUGCACUACGACUCUCGCUCCAUCACUUCUAACUCUGCUCCUCACCGCGCACCGAUGACACACUCGUUCAUGGGCAACUCCUACAACGUUGCUCCGAUUCCAAGCGCUGCGCCGCCCCACUACCCACCUCCGAAUCCCUUCGCGUUUAACGGGUACAACCCGCCGACAGCAACCGUCCGGGACUCUUACAAGCAGCCUCCUCGCCCACAGUACCAGGAGCGACCGCCAAUGCUUGUUAUGCCACCUAUGCCGGACCGGAACCGGAUCCUAGCCCCGCCAAGGGAGAUGCGCUCGCCUUACGAAGAACACAGUCAGAGUCCCUCGGUAAAAAGCGACGGUCAACCCAAGACAUUGACGGUUCCGGACGGCGAGCUUCCCAAGGUCCCCCGCACCAUCACGUCCAACGUCACGGUGAACCCGGAAGACGAGGUGUCUUUCUCAACUGACGUCGAUACUUUGAUGCGUGCUAUCCAGGCUAAGCGAGAAACGGACACCAUCGUCAAGGUUGCCGAAGACAAGAUUAGAGCAGAAACCACAGACCACCUAUCGCCGGAGGUAGGCUACUCGACCCUUUCGACACAGUUUCAACAGGAACACGACUUAACGCCAGAUGACGAACAGGCUGGGUCCCCGGACAGCACUGGAUCCGGUGGAUCGAAAUCCAAGUCGAGGGCCAACUGCAAGCGGUAUACCUGCGACUUCCCGGACUGCAACAAGAGCUUCUGCCAGAAGACUCACCUGGACAUUCACCGGAGAGCCCACACCGGAGACAAGCCCUAUUCCCACCAGAACCGAUUCCACGCCGAAGCCUUGAAGGCAUUAACGCAGAAGUUUGCAACACUUGCCAAUGCCACCAACGUCUCAGAGGCUGACCGAGAGCUCUGGGAAUAUUUUGCUACAACGUACAAGAAUAGCAACAAAGGCAUCAAGGGACGAGGCAAGGAGCGACGAACUGGAGUGUCCCAAUCGCCCAAGAGCGCAGUGAUGCCGCAAUUCCCUGUCUGCUCUCCAACGGCACCGACCAUGCACCACCGAGGAUCAUACUCUGCCGCUUCGCAGCACGUCACGCAGCAACCGAUGCUGAGCCCGCCUCACGGUCUGGGCAACGCAACCAUGGACCGGACCGAUGGUCCUGGGAUGCUCGGUACUCAUCUUGGGAACGACAUGGGUAGUCACACGACUGUGGGCCCGCCUAAUCCCUCAGCCAGCAUCUACGAUGAGGCACCUCAUCACGCCCAGUCGUUCCAUGAUCGGGGCUACUAG